AUGGAGUGGAUGCGCUGCAACUCUUGCUGGCUGAGAAUCGCAGACAAACAGACAAUAUUCCACUUGACCCAGUGCGGUCACAUUUAUUGCGACAAGUGCAUAACAAAAGCUGAGGAGAGAUGCUGCCAGUGCGGAUCGACGGGUUCCAUUUCCCUUCCACUAAAGGAACCCCUGAGCCCUCAAAUCAACCACUAUUUCACUCCGAUCUGUGAUCUGCUCGACAAAGUCGUCCAGGCAGAACAGUUUCAGCGAGCUCAAGUAGAUCUUUGCUUGAAGCGAGCCAACGAAAAUGAGCACAAAUAUCAAACGCUGAAGGAAGCCUACUGGGCCAGUGCGGAGAAUUUGAAGAAAGUCUAUCAAAAAUAUGUUAAGCUCAAAGCAGCUUACAAUACAAUGCACAAGGAAAGGAAACUCAACACCUCACUGUCUUUCACUCAGACUGGCAAGUCUCUGUAUUAUACUCCACCGCCUCAGAUGAAGCCCAAUUGUCAGCAGAGCUAUUCUAACGGGGGGCGUUACAUUCAGCAGAGCCAAAACAAUUCAAACAAGGGCAAAGAUCAGAUUUUUAGGGUCCCAUCGAUGACUAGAGUUCCAAGGUCUGCAAAUUCAGGGUAUUACACUGCUUCCCCUGCAAGCUCAAGUUCGCUAAAUUCUCGAAUGAACAAAUCUAUUUCUAAUAUUUCUAAAUAUUAA
Molecule: messenger RNA, 693 nt
Organism: Copidosoma floridanum
Lineage: Eukaryota; Metazoa; Arthropoda; Insecta; Hymenoptera; Encyrtidae
Biological process (GO): reciprocal meiotic recombination; homologous chromosome pairing at meiosis; protein sumoylation
Cellular component (GO): synaptonemal complex
Molecular function (GO): SUMO transferase activity
Source: RefSeq, a predicted model, not a curated record